AACUCUUUUAGUUUUAUAAAAGCUAAUCACGUUGUUCAGUCAAAGCUGUCCGCAAAGGGCCUCUCCUGUCUGCCUCCAAGUCGCAGGUGAAGCCGCCAUGUCCACUGGCUCUGCAGUAAGCGAUGCUGAGGACUAUGAGACAUGUCACAGAAGAACUGCAGACCCUUUGCAAAAGACCGCGCGGAAAAUGACCUGCUGUACUUCCAACCGGUAUUUGGACGACGAGUUGGAGGACGACGGCGUGGACGGAUGUAUGAGACAUGAGCGCAGACUCUCCAGGGCGCGUCAGAAAGAUGCGCGGCAGUUGCAGAGGAACGCGGCCAAUGCCAGGGAGAGGGCGCGGAUGAGAGUGCUGAGCAAAGCUUUCUCCAGACUUAAAACCAGCCUGCCCUGGGUACCAGCGGACACCAAACUGUCCAAACUGGACACGCUUCGACUUGCAUCGAGCUACAUAUCUCACCUUAGACAACUUCUGCAGGAUGACCGAUUCGAGAACAGCUUUGUACACCCGGUCAAUCUGACUUGGCCAUUUAUGAUAACAGGGCGAUCAGAAGACCAAGACAUCUCAUCCACUGUAAGACUUUGUGGAGCUACAGCAUAGUCCACCUCUCUUCACGAACCGGAUUUCUUCUUCUAGAACCUGAAGUCAGCCAGUGAAGUCUUCUUCAGUAGCUACGUCUGUGACCUCAUGUCCUAAACAAACCUGUAGUUCAUUGUGUGCAUGUUUGCUGAAUUCAGUACCAUGGCAUGUUUACACUGAGUCUAACUUCCUGUUUUCAGUUUUUUUUUGUUUUUGUUUUUAAAU
Molecule: messenger RNA, 805 nt
Organism: Monopterus albus (swamp eel)
Lineage: Eukaryota; Metazoa; Chordata; Actinopteri; Synbranchiformes; Synbranchidae
Gene: msc
Product: musculin (activated B-cell factor-1)
Exons: 2
Coding region: 98-601 (167 amino acids)
Biological process (GO): regulation of transcription by RNA polymerase II; developmental process
Molecular function (GO): protein dimerization activity; RNA polymerase II transcription regulatory region sequence-specific DNA binding; DNA-binding transcription factor activity, RNA polymerase II-specific
Source: RefSeq, a predicted model, not a curated record